Molecule: messenger RNA, 234 nt
Organism: Arabidopsis thaliana (thale cress)
Lineage: Eukaryota; Viridiplantae; Streptophyta; Magnoliopsida; Brassicales; Brassicaceae
Exons: 3
Coding region: 1-234 (77 amino acids)
Source: RefSeq, marked reviewed
AUGAAGCAAGUAGAGGAACUUUGCUUGGUAGACAAAAGAAGACGAAGAGAGAAGAAUAUUGGUAACAACAACAAUGGCGAUUCGGUUCGAAUCCAGACAAGCGAAAAUCAAAAGAAAACUCUCAACUUUCUCUUCUUGUCCUUUUGUGUUCACAUUCACAAGGAGAGAGAUAGAUGCAGGAGUGGCUAUUGGUUGAGAAUCGUGGGAACCUUGAAAGUGAAGGUUCAUAACUAA